AUGGUGAAUCAAUUUAAUAUUCACUCUAUCAAAUUGAAAAGUAGUGAAGCAAUUAAAAGAGAUGAACAACGUAAUUUUAGUGAAGCACUGAAGCAAUAUGGUGCUUGUAUGCUUUCACUUGGACAAUUAUUGAAGGAAGAUAACUUGGCAGAGGAAUUGAAAUCAAAUGCACAAACAUUUAAACAAGUUUCUCAAGCUUUAAAGAUUUGUAAAAUGUGCUUUGAAAGAGUUUCCGAUAUUGUGGACAAGGAAAUACCAAAUUCUUCUUCAGGUGGCAAUACUUUGACUCCUAAUAAUUCAUUUGGUAUUGGAGUUACCGGAAAUUCAAAUCUAUCAACUUCAAUGAUUAAUAUACCAAGUAGUGGUUUCAAUUCUUCAUCUUCAUCAUCUUUACAACAAAUACCAACCUCUAUGAAUUCAUCCUUCCAUUUCUCCAAUAGAUCUUCCAUUACUUCAACAACAAGCAACACACCUAGUGAUGUCAAUUCAUUGAGAUCAUCUAUGACGUUCAAUACACCUCCUCCAAUCAGUAACAACAUGCCAUUCAGUAAUGGCAGUACUAAUCCAUCAGCACCUUCGCUUCCAUCAACAAACUUACAACCAAAUAUUUCCAAUAAUUCAUCACCAACAAUCUCGCCACAACUUUCAAACUCACCAAUCAUUCAAUCAACACUUAGACAAUCAACAAGCUCUUAUGGAAGAGACUCUUUACAAUCAGCAAUUCAACCACCUUUAGGAACAAUGUCUAAUAGAUCUUCUGUUCAACUUUCUGGACCUGUUAUUGAUACUGGAAAGGUAGAAAUGACCGAAGAGAAUGCAAUAAGUCUUCUAACCCUAUCGAAUAAGUAUAUGAUCAGUUCAUUGAGUUCUAUAUGCGAAUUAUACAUUGCUUCAAUAGUAAAUGAAGAAUUGGAAACUCCUCUCAAAGACUGCUCGAUUGACUUGUUUACUAUUUUUGAAAUUUCAGAAACCUACCAAGCUCUACAAUUACAAAAAGUGGUUUUAUAUUCCUUUGCUUCACAUUUGAAAGAAAUUAAGAAAGACCCACAAUGGAAAACAUUUCCUUACAAGGAAUUGGUUUUAUUGAAAAAUGUCAAAUGCCUAUUACAAUGA
Naegleria gruberi is the source of this 1113-nucleotide messenger RNA. RefSeq lists its product as uncharacterized. The record is from RefSeq and is a predicted model, not a curated record. NCBI's taxonomy places the organism in Eukaryota, Heterolobosea, Eutetramitea, Acrasida, Naegleriidae. The coding region runs from base 1 to 1113 and encodes 370 amino acids. The transcript is spliced from 2 exons.